GCUCCUUCUCUGCCAUGGCCGCCGUCAGUUCCUCCCUGCCCAGCUCCCAGCACCGCGCUCCCUCAGCUCGCGGAGCUUCUCCUCGCCCCGCUCGGCCUCUGUUUCUCCCUGCUCCCGCACAGCCGCGCGCUCUGCUUACCAUCGCAAGCUCGCCACACCCCUGGACGCCUGCUUCUUGUCUGCUCGGCGCCCCUGCGCUUGCUCGCUUGGAUCUCCCUUGCCAUGGCCGUACGCUGCCGAGCUCCAAGCUCCAACUCGGAUCUUUCUCCCUCGUCUUCCUUCACACGAGCUCGCACCAGCCUCUGCUUCCUGCUCGCCAUGGCGCUUGGCAUCCAGCUUUCUGCGCACCGGCUCCUUGCUCCAGCUCCCACGCGCGUCCGAGCUCGCCCCGGCUCCAGCUUCUCCCAUGGCCGGCGAUACUCCAGUCCUCUGCGCAGCGCGCACGCUUAGCUUGCCUCUCUUGCGCGCAGUCCUCUGUUCCUGCGUGCCACAGUCGCCCAGCUUUGUUGCCGCGCCCAGCCGUUCUCAGCUGCUCACCGUGGCCGGCUCCUGCUUGGCCACCAUCUCCCAUGGCGAUGGCCGCCGAGCUCCCUUGUCGUGGCUGUCACGUCCCUGCGCCCAGCCUUUAGCUCAAUCCGUAUGCACGCGAGCUAACUGGUGUGCUGCUGUUCUAGUUCGGAUCUCGCCCAUGGUGUCGAUCGGCUAUUGGUUUCGCCGGUUGUCGAUUUUCCUAUUCGCUAUGGUCAUCACGUCAGCCGUCCCUAUCCGAACUUGCGAGCUCGCCGACUGACCGUCGUGUUCCUUGAAAUCUCUCGUCGGUCGACCUCGCGACUUAGUUCGUCCGUCGUGCUGGUCGCUGUCCCAUACUGUACCUAUUAGCUCGGAUCCUGCCCAGCUCGUCGUCGUAUCGUUUACCGUCGAGUCGUCGAACCCGUCAUCCUCUGCUCAAACCCCACCUCACCAGCUCGCUUCAAACACGAUCUCGUCGUCAAGCUUUGCCUCAGCCUUAGCUCGUCGGUCACGCUCGCCAGAUGUCCGAUCGAAGAUUUUAUUCGGAGACUGUUGACACUCUCGCAAGCUUUAAGUCGGAAUUAAUGGACGGUAAGUGGAUUCGUUAUUCCAGUAGACUAAAUGUGAUAUUUAUUAGACUACCUGAAUCGUUUACGGUGGUUUGAUCGAUAGUCGUACAUGUUGCUGCUCCCUUGCGUUAUAAUAGUUAUUACGUUCUAGGUAGUUUGCUUGGGUUAUUAGUUUCGAGUAAUUUAAUAUUAGUACGGUAUUCAACAUGUAAUCGACGAAAAACCUAGAUUCAUAUUCGUUAAUCAAAGUAGUGAAUCUAAGCUAAAUUUAUUACUAGCGCGCAAGUUGUUAGCCGAAUUGUUAGAUGGAUUAAAUAAAUAUGUGUGAAGUGAAAUAAAAUUAAAUUAGUUCUU
Messenger RNA from Zea mays, 1433 nucleotides. RefSeq lists its product as uncharacterized. The coding region runs from base 15 to 629 and encodes 204 amino acids. NCBI's taxonomy places the organism in Eukaryota, Viridiplantae, Streptophyta, Magnoliopsida, Poales, Poaceae. The transcript has a single exon. The record is from RefSeq and is a predicted model, not a curated record.